CAACACUCCAGAUCGGCUCGCGGCGCGGACGUGCCUGCCCUCUCACCGUACCGAAGAUUACCCAGUUAACGCAGCCGCCGGCGAACCCCUCGCGAUUAGCACCCCAGAGCGACCGCUAUCCACGAUCUUUCGCAUCCCCACCACCACCCGCCGCCGCACUCGUCCCCCAAGCCUCCUACGAACCAAGUAAAAAAAAAAAAUGGCCGACCAAACGGCGGCCGCGACCGCGGGCGACGCGGUGUUCGCGCGGUGCCUGCUGACACUGUACCUGAUCAGCCCGCUCACCGUGCUGGCGCUCCGCUUCGUGUCGGCGCCGUACGGCAAGCUCUCCCGCCCAGGAUGGGGCCCCACCCUGCCGGCCCCGCUCGCCUGGUUCCUGAUGGAGAGCCCCACCCUCUGGCUCCCGCCCCUCGUCCUCCUCCGCUCCUCCCGGCCGCCGGCGGCGGCGCUGCUCUCCAGCCCGCUCGCCGCCCUCCCCGCUGCGCUCUACGCGGUCCACUACGCCCACCGAACGCUCGUCCACCCACUCCGCCUCCUCCGCCUGCGCCGCGCCCCCGCGCCCGUGCCCGUCCUCGUCGCCGCCUGCGCCUUCGCCUUCAACCUCCUCAACGCCUACGUCCAGGCCCGCUCCUUGGCGCUCCACGCGGACCGCCCCGCCUCCGCCUCUGCCCUGGCCCUUUGCCUCGUCGGGCUCGCCCUCUUCGCGUGGGGGUUGCGGACGAACAUCGCGGCGGACAAGGAGCUCCUGAGGCUCAAGGAGGCGGGGGGCGGGUACAAGAUACCGAGGGGCGGGUGGUUCGAGCUGGUCACCUGCCCCAACUACUUCGGCGAGGCCGUGGAGUGGCUGGGCUUCGCCGUGGUGGCGUGGACGCCGGCGGCGUGGGCGUUCUUCCUCUACACCUGCGCCAACCUCGGGCCGAGGGCGAGGGAUCACCGCCGGUGGUACGUGCAGAAGUUCGGCGACGAGUAUCCGGCAUCGCGCAAGGCGUUUGUACCGUACAUCUACUAGCUGCUGUACUCCAUUGAAGCUUUUGCAAACCAACGAGGGAAAAAUAAAAAAAUUGUACUCCAUUGAAGCUUUUGCUAUGUCAAAAAAAAAGUGAAAUGUCUCCGC
This is a messenger RNA of Phragmites australis (common reed), 1114 nucleotides long. Its product is annotated as protein DEETIOLATED 2. Lineage: Eukaryota; Viridiplantae; Streptophyta; Magnoliopsida; Poales; Poaceae. Gene Ontology annotation, molecular function: 3-oxo-5-alpha-steroid 4-dehydrogenase activity. Gene Ontology annotation, cellular component: membrane. The transcript has a single exon. Gene Ontology annotation, biological process: brassinosteroid biosynthetic process. The coding region runs from base 200 to 1009 and encodes 269 amino acids. The record is from RefSeq and is a predicted model, not a curated record.